Messenger RNA from Somion occarium, 1399 nucleotides. The record is from the annotation of a GenBank genome assembly. Lineage: Eukaryota; Fungi; Basidiomycota; Agaricomycetes; Polyporales; Cerrenaceae.
GCCUAUAAAACUUUUGAUCGACCUUCUGACCAUGUUCAAAUUCUGCUUGCAACAAAAAGCUGCUUUCCGCUCUGCCAGCCUACGCCGCUACUCUACCCAGCCAACAGGGAAGACACCUAUCAAGCUCGUUGCAGAACUUCGCAAGCUCACUGAAGUUUCACUUGCCAAAGCUCGUGAAGCCCUUGCCGCGUCAAACAACGACGUUCGGGCCGCUUUGCAAUGGCUUGAGAAGGACGCCUCAGUCUCUGGUGCCAAGAAGGCUGCGAAGUUGCAGGGAAGAGAUGCGAGAGAAGGACUGAUUGGAACGUCCGUUCUCUCGAGGGGCACUGGGGUUGGAGAGGGUCCUGUGCGGGGAGGUGUGAGAGGUGCUAUGGUGGAACUCAAUUGCGAGACGGAUUUCGUGGCAAGAAACGAGCUCUUUGGAAAGCUCUUGGCGGAUAUCUCACAUACGGCAGCAUUCAUAUCGGAGAAUACGUCGAAACAUUCGGACCUGUCGGAUGCCUUUGAACCACUUUCCAUUGAACUCCUCCAAGACGCGCCUCUAUUGUCUUCCGACGCUUCUGAGCCAUUACGCCCGGCCAAGCAGACUGUAGCAGAGGCCCUGCAGGAGUUAGUUGGCAAGGUCGGCGAGAAAAUAUAUCUGCGCAGAGCGUUGACAGCUGUCAUUCCUUCAGAGAGGAUACUUGCUGGUACAGCGUACCACUUGUCCUCAUACUCGCAUGGUGCCAUCCGCCUUGCCAGUCAAGGUCGCAUCAGUGCGCUUUUAUUGACAAGCUCUACGGGACCCAGCCAGAAGUUGAACCAAUUGCUCUCCUCUCCCGAUUUUUCGAAGGAACUUUUCGCUAUUGAGGACGCUCUCGCCAGACAGGUGGUUGGUUUCCCCACCUUGUCAAUCAAACCUUCUUCUUGGUGCGGCUCAGAUGAUCAACUUGCCGCAGCUCUUCUUGCUCAGCCAUUCAUGAUGUACUCUCCAUCAAACGGCGCCUCUGUCGCUGAAUUCUUGCAACAAUGGGCGAAAACACACAAAUUAACUAUUGCGGGUCCUUCACUGGCGGUUAUCCCAACUGCUGUUGCCAAGUGGACAGUUGGGGAGAGCGACAAUGCCGCUGUUGUGUCGGUGCUUUCGAAAGAGCCAGGUGAACAACUACUUCCGAGUGUAUGAUAUCAUGUGCGUAAUCUAGAGGGCGCCACGCGCUCGUAGACAAUGAUGAGUGAGUGUUUCCGAUACCCACAGUGAAAUACUGGCUAAUAUGUCAUCGUUCCAGACUCAUAGACGCGGCUUGUCAAGGACAUCCCAAAUGUAUUGUUUACUAGCUCAGUAAUAUCUACUCUCCUCCAUCAUCGGGUCUAUGCAUUAUCUAAUUACUGCCAAUAAAUUGCAACCCCACUCCUAUCUCCC